Molecule: messenger RNA, 4061 nt
Organism: Chionomys nivalis (European snow vole)
Lineage: Eukaryota; Metazoa; Chordata; Mammalia; Rodentia; Cricetidae
Gene: Kif11
Product: kinesin family member 11
Exons: 23
Coding region: 197-3358 (1053 amino acids)
Biological process (GO): microtubule-based movement; mitotic spindle assembly
Cellular component (GO): spindle microtubule; nucleus
Molecular function (GO): microtubule binding; plus-end-directed microtubule motor activity; ATP binding
Source: RefSeq, a predicted model, not a curated record
AGGCCAGGUCGGGGUUUUGGCUGACGGCUUGUGGCGGGCCGGUGGCCACGGCCAGAGGCCUGCGUGCACCGCGGGGACGCCGAGCUGCGGGUCUCGGUCCUGCAGGCCACGGCAGCAUCGGACGUGAGGAAGCGGGCCCCCAGUGUCCCACCCCGUCGGAGUCGCCGCCAGCGGCAGGUCUUUGGGCACAGGCGUCAUGGCGUCCCAGCCGAGUUCUUCUUCGAAGAAGAAAGAGGAGAAGGGCAAGAACAUCCAGGUGGUGGUGCGCUGCAGACCGUUUAAUUUGGCGGAGCGGAAAGCUAACGCCCACUCGGUAGUGGAAUGUGAUAACGUGCGGAAAGAAGUCAGUGUGCGAACUGCAGGGCUGACUGACAAGACCUCCAGGAAGACGUACACUUUUGAUAUGGUGUUUGGAGCAUCUACGAAACAGAUUGAUGUUUACCGAAGUGUUGUCUGUCCAAUUCUAGAUGAAGUUAUUAUGGGCUAUAACUGCACCAUCUUUGCAUAUGGGCAGACUGGCACUGGAAAAACUUUUACGAUGGAAGGUGAAAGAUCACCUAAUGAAGUAUAUACCUGGGAGGAGGAUCCUUUGGCUGGUAUAAUUCCACGCACUCUUCAUCAAAUUUUUGAGAAACUUACUGAUAAUGGCACUGAAUUUUCAGUCAAAGUGUCCUUGUUGGAAAUCUACAACGAAGAACUUUUUGAUCUUCUUAGUUCAUCUACUGAUGUUUCUGAGAGACUGCAGAUGUUUGAUGAUCCCCGGAACAAGAGAGGAGUGAUAAUCAAAGGUUUAGAGGAAAUCACAGUACACAACAAAGAUGAAGUUUACCAAAUUUUGGAGAAGGGGGCAGCAAAACGGACAACUGCAGCAACCCUGAUGAAUGCUUACUCCAGUCGUUCCCAUUCAGUUUUUUCUGUUACAAUACAUAUGAAGGAAACUACAAUUGAUGGAGAAGAGCUUGUUAAAAUUGGAAAGUUGAAUUUGGUCGAUCUUGCAGGAAGUGAAAACAUUGGGCGUUCUGGAGCUGUUGACAAGAGGGCCCGGGAAGCUGGGAAUAUCAACCAGUCCCUGUUGACCUUGGGGAGAGUUAUUACUGCUCUGGUGGAAAGAACACCUCAUAUUCCUUAUCGAGAAUCUAAAUUAACUAGAAUCCUGCAAGAUUCUCUUGGGGGGCGUACAAGAACAUCUAUAAUUGCAACCAUUUCCCCUGCGUCUCUCAAUCUUGAGGAAACUCUGAGUACAUUGGAAUAUGCUCACAGAGCAAAGAACAUAAUGAAUAAGCCUGAGGUUAAUCAGAAACUCACCAAAAAAAUUUAUCAAGAGUAUACGGAAGAGAUAGAGCGUUUGAAGAGAGAUCUUGCUGCAGUCCGUGAGAAAAAUGGAGUGUACAUCUCUGAAGAAAGUUUUAGAGCCAUGAAUGGAAAAUUAACUGUUCAGGAGGAACAAAUUGUUGAGUUGGCUGAAAAAAUCGGUGUUCUUGAGGAGGAGCUCAGUAAGGUUACAGAGUUAUUUGUGGAUAGUAAAAAUGAACUUGACCAGUGUAAAUCCGACCUGCAAACUAAGACCCAGGAACUUGAAACCACCCAGAAACAUUUGCAAGAAACAAAAUUACAACUUGUUAAAGAGGAAUAUGUCUCUUCAGCCUUGGAAAAAACUGAAGCGAAGCUUCAUGAUACAGCCAGCAAGUUACUUAACACAGUUAAAGAAACCACCAAGGAUGUAUCUGGUCUCCAUUCUAAACUGGACCGUAAAAGAGCGAUUGAUGCACACAAUGCUGAAGCUCAGGAUAUUUUUGGAAAAAACCUCAACAAUCUGUUUAAUAAUAUGGAAGAAUUAAUUAAGGAUGGCAGUGCAAAACACAAGGCCAUGCUAGAAGUUCAUAAGACAUUGUUUGGUAAUCUGAUGUCUUCCAGUGUCUCUGCAUUAGACACCAUUACCACGACAGCACUUGGAUCUCUCGUGUCUAUUCCACAAAACGUGUCGGCUCGAGUCUCCCAGAUCUCUGAUAGGAUAUUGGAGGAGCAGUCUUUAGCAGCACAAAGUAAAACUGUGCUGCAAGGAUUGAUUAAUGAACUUGUGACUGACCUUCUCGCUUCCCUGAAGACCAUCUUAGCCCCUGGUGUGGUUUCCAUCUUGAAUAUCAACAGGCAACUGCAGCAUAUUUUCAGGAGUUCAUUGACAAUGGCUGAAAAGAUAGAAGAUCAAAAAAGAGAAAUAGACAGUUUUCUCAGCGUAUUGUGCAAUAAUCUACAUGAACUCCAAGAACAUACAGUUUCUUCCUUGGUUGAAUCACAGAAGCUUUGUGGGAACCUAAAUGAAGACCUGAGGACAAUAAAGGAAACCCAUUCGCAGGAACUUUCUCAGUUAGUUAAUAUUUGGACAGAGAGAUUCUGUACUUUGGAGAAGAAGUGUGAAGACAUCCAGAAACCACUGAGCAGAAUUCAGGAAAAUACAGAGCAGAAGUCUGCAGAUAUAAUCAACAAGACAACAGUCCAAAGUAAAAAACUAAUGGCUGAUUCUGAUGGAUUAUUACAAGAACUCAGACAUUUUGGCCAAGAAGGUACACAGUUGGUUGAAGAGUCUAUACAGCACUGCGAUUCACUCAGCAGCAACCUGGAAACUGUAUCUCGGGAGACCACACAGAGAUGUGAAGCUUUGAACACAAGCACAAUUGGAUUUUCUGAACAGUGGGCAUGCUGCUUAAGCAAGAGGAAAGAGGAACUUGAGAACUUAAUGGAGUUUGUAAAUGGAUGCUGUGAGGCUUCACGUUUAGAGAUCACUGAAAAACAAAGUGGACACACAGCUGCUAUUGAGAACCAGUGCAUCUCCUUUGUUGAGCAGAUAACUUCUGAUGAUGAGAAAUUCAACGCAGGAAGUCUAGAGCUUGAUGAAACUAUAAAAACUGGUUUGACAAAGCUUAAUUGCUUUCUGCAACAGGAUCUGAAACUUGAUAUUCCAACAGGUAUGACACCAGAGAGGAAAAAUUACUUAUAUCCAUCAACACUGGUGAGAACUGAACCACGGGAACAGCUCUUUGAUCAACUGCAAAAGAAACAGUGCAACCUAUUAAUGCUGAACUGCUCAGGAAACGACAAAGAGACCAGUCAGGACAUGGAUGAAGAGGAGGUGGUUCUGGAACAAUGUACUGAAGAACCUUUAAGUCAAGAGACAUUUGUACAUACCAGUGUGGGUUCCUCUGUAACUGGUGGUGUUCCAUUUUUCCAGCAUAAAAAGCCACAUGGAAAGGACAAAGAAAACAGAGGCAUUAACCCAGUGGAGAAGUCUAAAGUGGAAGAGACCUCAGAGCAUUCUGUAUCAAAAAGCAGACUGCCACUUCGACCCUCAAUAAAUCUCUGAGGGUUAAGGUUUUCUUUGUAAAGAAAUGAAAGCCUAAACCCCACAGUUUGAACUUGUGUACAGAUUACAGUGGGAUAGACUAUGUCAAGACAUCACAGUAAAUGUAGGUGACUUGAAAGUCCUUUUUUUUAUCACCCUUGUAGUUCAAGUAUGCAGUAAAUUGGGUUUCAUUUGGGAUUUACAUUGAAUAUGUGUUACUAGCUCAUUAUAUAAAGUAGCUCUUUUUCCUUUUUUUCUUGUAUAUUAUUAAAUACCAAAUAUAUGGAAAUUGUUGUUCCAGGCCUGGGCUUAAAUAGAUGAAUGCCAUAUCCCUUCCUGUCCUGCAUUCAGUCUGUAUUUCCUUACCUCUAACCUGCUCCCUUCUUCCUGUUCCUCUCACUAAACCAUUUGUGACCCGCAGAAAGGUUUGUUAUGAGAAACCCAGGGCUUCCCUAGAAAUCGUACGUGUUAGUGAUUACCUCUACAAUCAUUGCCAAUAAUAAACCUGACCCUGGAAGUACCCUUCUUUCAGCACUUUCAUUUGUUCCUCCUUUGAUAUGCAAGCAUCUCGUUCCUUCAGCAGCUCUCGCACACGGCUUCAUAGUUCGCCAGCAGCCUGGAGAGUCAGCUGCUGUCACGGGAGUCCUGUGGAGAGCUCCAUCUAUCAGAGAUCCCAUUCUAAGGCCUGUGUCUUGGAAAUGACAAAACUUUUUUAGACUUCCAU